AUGGGGAUCACGACCUACACCGGCGCCGGCGGGGAGAAGACGGACGUGUACAUGGUGGAUACCACCACCGCAGCGGACGCCACCCGUCUUGUCAAGGCCACCUUCGCUGAGGCCGACGAGACUCUGAGGAACGUCGUGCCCCUGGAGUCGCGCGGCGGUCUCGUCCUUGUUCGCAAUAACACGCAUCAUCAGCGACAGCUGCUCGUGUGCAACCUGGCUACUCGUCGCUGCCUAGCCCUCCCGCCGGAACCGGCGUUCCCGGAUUCCGUCUGGAGUACGGGCAGCGUUACGUAUGUUCUGCUCGUCGGCAGCAGCGACGGCGAGGGUGCCGGUGCCGACGCCGCCGUCGGCCGGCCUUUCCAAGUGCUCAAGGCGAAGCUAGUGCUGUCACAGUACUGUUCUUACCGUCGCCUGCUGAUGCACACCUUCUCGUCCGAGCACGGCGCAUGGUCCCCGCUCACGGACAUCCCGACUCCUAACCUACACGGGAGCGGCAACCGGUCGUCGCACCUCAGGCCGCUGGUCAUCGGCGACGUCGUUCACUGGCUGUGCCUGACGGACAGCGGGAGCUACAUACUCAUGCUCCACGUGGGAGCGGCGCGGGUGAAGGUGACGUCUCUCCCGGCGAGCUUCCCCCGCGACAGCAAGAACAACCAUCCGUACAACGAUCAUCGGUACCUCUUGGCGACGGCUUCGGCGGGCGGGAACCCCGUCGUGCUCGUCGCCGACACCGACAAGAUAUCCGCCUGGGAGCAGUCGAAUCACACCAAGAUGUGGAAGUCGCGGCCGCAGGUGGUGAUAGAGAACGAGACGAUCCUGGGGUUCAAGGACGGUGGCCUGGCCGAGCUGAUCGAGAAGGAGAGGAGGUGGUGGAAUAGGAAGCAUGUUCCUGAGCUAUUGUGGUUUGAUUCGCCACUUAGCACGACCUACGAGGGCGGCAGGGGGAAGACCACCGUGUACCUGGUGGAUACCACCGCGGCGGACACCACCCGUCUCGUCGAGGCCACCUUCGCCUCAGCCGCCGCUGAAACCAAGACGUUAACGGGCCCGUUGCCCGUGGACUCACGCAGCGGCCUGGUCCUCAUCCGUGCCACGGCGACUACUAGUCCCCCGUGGCAGCAACGCCAUGACCAGCAUCAGCUGCUCGUGUGCAACCCGACCACCGGUCGCCGCCUGGCCCUCCCGUCGGAACUGGAUUUCCCGCCACAUAUUAGCUACAAUCCGGAACAGUACGUCCUGCUCGUCGGCGACGGAUACGACGGCGAGGUAGGUGACGGCGCCGGCGCCGCCGUCGACCGUCCUUUCCAAGUGCUCAAGGCGAAGCUAGCGUUGUCGAAUAGCAACCGUCGGCUGAUGGUCCAUACCUUCUCGUCGGAGCACGGCGCGUGGUCGCCGUUCAUGGAGAUCCCAACACCUAACAUACACGGGAGGUGCAUGUGCCGCAUAUCGCUGCAAAAGGUCCUGGUCGUCGGCGAUGUCGUGCACUGGCUGUGCCUGACCGACGUCGGGAGCUACGUGCUCAUGCUCCACGUGAGAGUGGCGCGGGUUGGCCCAGCAGCCAGUGACACCGACGAGCGACCCGACCCCGGUGGCGGCAUGGAGGCUAGCCGGCUCGGUGGAGGCGGCCGCGACAAGCGGGCAGUGCGGCCAAGAGGAGGGCGGCGGAGACACAAGGCAGCGGCGUGCCUCCCGCUCGACGUCAUCGUGGAGAUCGCGGCGCGCUCCGACGCGGCCACCCUCGUGCGGUGCGCGGCCACGUGCAGGGGCUCGCGCCGCCGCGUCGCCGAGGACCCAAACCUCCGCGCCCGGCUCCGCCUCCGCGACACCGGCCGGUUCCUCCUCCCGCUCCUGCGCGGCCACCUGGCGGGGAUGGACACCCACGACGACGACGGCAACGAGAAGACCGACUUGUACCUGGUAGCCACCACGGCGGCGGACACCACCCGUCUCGUCAGGGCCACCUUCGCCGAAACCGAGACAUUGAGGAGGGACGCCGUGCCCGUGGACUCGCGCGGCGGCCUCGUCCUCGUUCGCGCCACAGCGACGUCUCAGGCUCACCCGUGGCAACGGCAGCAUGACCAGCUGCUCGUGUGCAACCCGGCCACCCGUCGACGCCAGGAUCUCCCGCCGGAACCGGCGUUCCCGCCGCAUGCUGGCCAGAGUACGGAAGUAAAAAACCCUUACUACCGUCGCCUGAUGGUCCAUACCUUCUCGUCGGAGCACGGCGCGUGGUCCCCGCUCACGGAGAUCCCGACGCCUAACAUACACGGGAGGUACAUCUGCUGGGCAUCGCGGCGAAAUGUCCUGGUAGUCGGCGACGUCGUGCACUGGCUGUACCUGACCGACGUCGGGAGCUACGUGCUGAUGCUCCACGUGAGAGCGGCGCGGGUGAGCGAGACGGCUCUCCCGGCGAGCUUCCCCCGUGGCGACGCCCCCGGGAGACGUAGCUACCUCUUGGCGACGGAUUCGGCUGGAGGGAGCCCGGUCGUGCUCGUCGCCGACGCCGAGAAUAAGAAUAUACGCGCGUGGGAGCAGUGCAAGCGCACCAAGACCAAGUUGUGGAAGGCGCGGCCGCAGGUGGUGAUAGAGAGGGAGGCAAUCCUGGGGUUCAACGACGAAGUGAAGGAGGCCGUCCUGCGGUGCAACGACGACAUGGUCAAGAUCUUCGGGAGGGAAGGAGGGACGAGGAGGACGAGGACCAUGUGUGGUCCUGAGCUAUUGUGGUUCGGAGAGAGGAGCGGCGCCGUGCUCCUCGAGACUCAUGGCUGCUGUUUGCUCUGGAUGGGUCUGCACCCCAAGAAGAUUGUCAGGUGCUUCUCUUCGGAACGUCGGUUGUCAUACAAAGUGUAUUGUCCCUGCGAGGUGGAUCUUUCGUCUUGGGUGCCAACCUUCAGCAGUGCUGUUACCAUUUGA
Molecule: messenger RNA, 2913 nt
Organism: Miscanthus lutarioriparius
Lineage: Eukaryota; Viridiplantae; Streptophyta; Magnoliopsida; Poales; Poaceae
Source: the annotation of a GenBank genome assembly